CUCGCUUAUCUUGGGCCGCUGAAUGCGUGCCACAUCCAAAUCCAACCGUCAGCAUCUUGAUUGUGUACCUAGGUAUCAGCUCUCAGUGAUCAAACCUCACGAUGGAAACAAUCACAGCACCACCGACGCUACCAGCGAGCUGGAAACCGACCGGUACCGCUUGCCUCACCUCUGAUGACUACUGGAUAAUAUGGGAUUACGGUCAAGAUGACAGUCAAUUGGUGCUCGGGGGCCCAUCGCAGACGACAGACUGUCUGCCGACGCCCUGGGCGGUCGACGUUGUAUUUAACGGAGAGGACUGCCCCCAAGGAUAUACUUCGGCGUGUAAGGGUGCAGAUUCCCGUGGCGAGGUCACCUGCUGCCCCAGCCUCCACAGUUAUAAAUUCACAUGCCGUUCUCAGAUUCCAUUCACGAAUCACGAGUCCCAGUACCCUUGUCUAUCCCAUUGGUGGACGUUCACAACGGUAAAUGUAUCGCGUACACGAUUUGACGGGAACCCGCCCAGCCAAGAGGCAGCAACUAAAAGUACACAAAACGUCCUGCGCGCUAUGGCGGUGAAGUACACAACUUCGAAGUUCCUUCACGAUGCCGGCGCUACCGCCCAGGCUACCGCUCAGACUCCGGUGUCACCAGUGGCCCCAGCAACAAUCACACUAACAGCUCCCGUUCAGAGCUCUGCGGAAACCUCCGCAGAGUCUGGGCUCAGCGCAGGUGCUUCGGCUGGAAUCGGCGUCGGCGCUGCGGCGGGUACUGCUCUCUUGUUGUUCGUUCUGUGGUACAUGUACCGCUUAAGAAGGUCUCACAAGAAACCCACUGGGCAGGAUGCCGAUUGCUUUCAGAGCUUUCACGAAAGAUUAGCAAAGCAUCCAAUGGACACCCCAGAGAAUGCAACACAAGUUUGGGUUGAAAUGCCAGCAAACAGCUCGGCACGCCGGGAGCUACCUUCCUCGGAGGUAGGACAUUGGAAAUAAACGCAGAUUCUUAAUUGGUCUCGUGGAUGGAUUGAUUAAUGGGGAGGGUGUUAAAGAAAUUGUGAUUGGAUUUGCCGGCUUCGAUCUGGUGAUCAAUUGUAAUAAUAGAUAUUCUACGCCGGUCGACAGCGUCUAGAGAAUCCCGGGAUAUUUAUAUAAUAUGGGAGACUAGACACCUCUAUCGCUUAGGCGUCACAUAAUAAGACUGCUAUUUCCUUGA
This is a messenger RNA of Diaporthe batatas, 1191 nucleotides long. RefSeq lists its product as uncharacterized. The record is from RefSeq and is a predicted model, not a curated record. NCBI's taxonomy places the organism in Eukaryota, Fungi, Ascomycota, Sordariomycetes, Diaporthales, Diaporthaceae. The transcript has 3 exons. Bases 102 to 971 code for a protein of 289 amino acids.